This is a messenger RNA of Schistosoma mattheei, 1657 nucleotides long. The record is from the annotation of a GenBank genome assembly. Lineage: Eukaryota; Metazoa; Platyhelminthes; Trematoda; Strigeidida; Schistosomatidae.
CUAAAAUCAUACACGUCAAGAAGCACAAAAUUUUGGAUGGGAAAACGAAUGUGGAUAUAAAUAUUUUGGUUUCUUUUGAUAAAAACAGCAAUAGUGGGCAUUGAAGAUGGGUGACAUGACAACCAACAUAUCACUUAGAAAAUCAAGGUCAUCAGGAUCGGUGAUGUGUUGUGUUCAGACAAAGUUGAGUCACUUCAAACAAUGCAAAGGAGGUGAGAGUAACAAUCCUAUCCAAAACCCUACUUUUUUUAAAACACCACACAUUCAAUAUUGUGGUGAUUAUAAUUUAGAAGCAAACGUAUGUCGUACCUCAGGAUUCGUAUCCAAUAUAAGACCAUCAAUUCGAUACAACGGUAAACUCGAUGAGAAAGACAACUCAGCCUUCAGAAACAUACUGAGCAGUAAUUACCUUUCCACAAACCAUAAAGUUUUUUUGCCGUAUUCCAUGCCAUCUGGGAAAGAAACUUUACCUUACCUUACAAAUCAACUAGCAAACGAGACAAACGUAUCAAAAGUCUUUUCGGUAAACGCAUAUGUUUCUAUCUAUAAGUGUACAGAAAGGAAACUAUUUUUUUGAACAGAAAUUUAAAGAUAUUUUUACUCCAAUACUACCAAAGGGAAAACUUGUACUACCAACAAAAGCAGGUCCUUGUAACAUCGAAGACGUAAACUUCCGUCAUGGCCUUAAUACAUAUUCUAUGACCGACGUAGUCCAUUACAGUCGAAUUAAACCAAGACCGUAUGAUAUGUUCAGAGUUACUGUCGGUCGUAAGGAAGAAUCUGGAUCUACUAGUAGUAUAAGCAACUUCAAUGCAAUCAGCAACCGUUUCAGAUACUCGUUUACAACUGUUCAACCAGGUUGGAAAACUGAUAAAUUAGCAGGCCAAACUGCUUAUAUGAGUGAUUUUAGACCUUUUUGUCAUAAAAAUGGUUCUGAGCCUUUCUCAAAUUGGGUAGGCAACUUAUCGUACCGGGAGCCAACUGAUUAUUUUAUUCAAAAUAAAAUUUGGCCUGAAUACAAAAGUCAUCAUUCAUAUUAUAUAUUUAAGCACUCCGAGGAUUUUCCAGAAGUAUAUUUGGAAAAGUUAAAGACGAAUGAUUCAGCCGAAUAUCAAAGUGCUACUCAUAAAUCCAAAGCACCAAGUAUAACAAAGGGCUCACAGAAUGAUUUACAAAAUCAACCUAAAUCAUCAGCUGAACUGUUAGGUAGAGUGACCAUCGGUCGAUUAGAACCGAGUGGUUCAGCUUUGAACAUUUCUGGACAUGUUCAAAGUCAAGAUAUGCCACUGGAUCGUUUUAUAACACACAACAUGACUCGAGUAAGUGGUUAUUCGAUUUGUGACAUUUUGUGGCAUUUUGUCUUUAAACUCCCUGAGUAAUAUAUAUAUAGGGUCCAUAAUCUUUGAAAGUAGCGAAUCAUUUAUAUUAAAAGUUAUCAGGCUGCUGAAAUCCGAAAUAAAAUGGCCUCACUCUUCUACGAUGGAACAUGUUUUAUAUCGCUAUAUAGAUUAGUGUUCUCCAGCCAACCACUUUUUGUAACUUGAAGGUGUGGGUCUCGAAAACAAUAGCUUCAAAGUACGUGAACUAUUUCACAUAUUCUUGCGAAACCAAUCUAUGUUGAUGGUUUGUAUUCAAAAUGCUUAGCUAUUUAGUCAUA